Molecule: messenger RNA, 564 nt
Organism: Zea mays
Lineage: Eukaryota; Viridiplantae; Streptophyta; Magnoliopsida; Poales; Poaceae
Product: mavicyanin
Exons: 2
Coding region: 1-564 (187 amino acids)
Cellular component (GO): plasma membrane
Molecular function (GO): electron transfer activity
Source: RefSeq, a predicted model, not a curated record
AUGCAGCAGCUGCUGGCCUUCGCCUCCCUGCUGCUUCUGUGGCCGGCGCGCCGCGCUAGCGCCGCCGAGUACGUGGUCGGCGACGUCGGCUACGGCUGGGACUCUGGGUCCGGCGUCAACUACGCCGCCUGGGCAAGGGCGCACGCCUUCGCCGUCGGGGACGUCCUAGUUUUCCAGUACGUGAGCACCCAGCACAACGUGUACGAGGUGACCGAGGAGGUCUACCGGUCCUGCGACACCGCCGGCGGCGACGGCGACGGCGACGGCGUGCGCGCCAAGUACACCAGCGGCUACGACCGCGUGGUGCUCGCCGAGGCGAGGGGCUACUGGUUCAUCUGCGAUGUCCCCGGCCACUGCCAAGGAGGCAUGAGGGUCGCCGUCAACGUCUCCGCUGGCGCGGCAGGAGGAGGAGGAGGAAGCGGCGGGCCGCCGAUGACUGUGAAUCCCCCGCCGCCGGACGGCAGCGCGGCGUCGACGACGACAGCCAAAGGUCGCCUGGGUUGGGCUUGGGCGGCGGCGUGUCUGGCUCUCGGGGUCCUGGCGUUGAUGAAUACCAGUUACUAG